AUCAACCUCCGGAACCAAUGGCUUUCUCAGGAUUUGGCGCUAAGCCUGCUGGUUCAGGUCUCUUUGGUUCUUUCGGCCAACAGCAGAGCACCCAACCGACUGGAGGCCUCUUCGGUCAGCCCCAACAGCAACAGCAGCAGCCACAGCAGUCCACAGGCCUCUUCGGCCAACAACAAAACACAACGAGUGGUGGCGGUCUCUUUGGUCAACAGCAGCAACAACCUCAGCAGCAACAGUCGGGCGGAUUGUUUGGGCAAUCGACAACGCAGCAGAACCAGCCAUCGACGGGGUUAUUUGGACAGACGCAGCAGCAACAACCAUCGACGACGGGAGGUGGAUUGUUUGGGAACACAGGGACGCAGCAGACGGGAGGGGGGUUGUUUGGAAAUACGGGUACUUCUGGGCAGCAGCAGCAAAGUGGAGGACUCUUUGGGAACACUAGCACCACCAGUGGUCAGACAGGCGGAGGAUUGUUCGGAAAUACUUCCAAUACCACGACCGGCCAAACAGGCGGAGGACUCUUUGGAAACACCUCCAACACGACCACUGGUCAAACCGGUGGAGGACUAUUCGGCAACACCAGCAACACUACAACUGGGGGUGGACUGUUCGGUAACACCGGAACAACAACUGGUCAGACUGGUGGUGGGCUGUUCGGUAACACCAGUAACACGACUGGACAGACUGGAGGUUUGUUUGGGAACACGAGUACCACCGGACAAACGGGUGGGGGCCUAUUUGGCAACACGAAUACUCAGCAACAGCAGUCUGGAGGUGGUCUCUUCGGAAGUACAGCGCCUUUACAAGGCCAGGCUACCCAGCCUGCCGGAGGCUUCGGUGGAUUCGGGUUGAGCAAGCUGCCUUCGCAGACACAACAAUUUGGAGCAUCUACCGCAGCACAACAAGGAAAUGCACCCCUCAUGACGAAAUCCACUAAAUUUAAUGAUCUCCCUGAAAACGUGCGCCAAACACUGGAAGCUCUCGACAAUCAUAUCCAGGGCAGAGUGCAGAUUAGUAAAGACCUACAUCAACGCAAGCUCGGUGAAGAGCCUACCAAGGGUCAAGCCUCGAUAAAGCAGUUGCACAAGGAUCUGAAGGGCAAGGUCGACCAGACGAUCCAGGAUGCACGCGUCAUGGCUUCAAUCAUCGAUGCGUUCCGUAACCCGCAGAGUGGGAACACUGCGCUCAAAGAUCACGCCAAUUUCCCCCUAGAGUACUUUACCCGAAUCGCCGAUCAAAUGCGCGAGAGGUUGGUGUGGUACAAGACGACAAUCGAGCAAAUCGAGCGCAAGUUGUUGUCUUCGUCUGGGCAAUCUCAGACUCCACAGGGUAUUGUUGCGACCCUCCAAGCCCAACACGCGACCUUCCUCGCAUUGGCCAGUAAAACAGCCGCCUUGGACGCGGAAGUGCAGAAGAUCAAAGUGUUGUAUACGCAGCUAUGGCGGGCCAAGACAGGGAGUGUCAGGGAUCCUUUUAACGAUACUCCGAAGACAUCAGAAAAGGCAGAUUUCGGAAUGAGUACUCUCUCUGUUCGAUAA
Coprinopsis cinerea okayama7#130 is the source of this 1538-nucleotide messenger RNA. RefSeq lists its product as hypothetical. The transcript has 9 exons. The record is from RefSeq and is a predicted model, not a curated record. Gene Ontology annotation, biological process: nucleocytoplasmic transport. Gene Ontology annotation, molecular function: structural constituent of nuclear pore. Lineage: Eukaryota; Fungi; Basidiomycota; Agaricomycetes; Agaricales; Psathyrellaceae. Gene Ontology annotation, cellular component: nuclear pore. The coding region runs from base 18 to 1538 and encodes 506 amino acids.